GUUUUGAUUGCGUAUUGCGUUGUUUUUGCUUGGAACUUAGGAGCAUUUACUUGCUAUUUAGUAUAUUUUAUUUACUUACAUAUAUACCGAUUGUUUCAAUUAUUUUUGAUUCUGAAAUGGGGAAAAACAAAACUAUUCCCAGUGGAGAGCGGACUAUUAUAUUAAGAGUCCUGCACUUUUUUGAAGAAGAGAAGAAAAAGGGCUCGCCUCUUCUUCCUCUGAAAAAAGCAUUAAGCAGGACAAGCACAGCUACAGGCGUCAGUUUAAGUACAAUAACUCGCAUAAAGAAGGAAGAACUGAAGAUUAUUCAGGAAAUUUCUCAUACGAAACCGCAAGAAUCAUGUUCUGAACAAACUGCACCAACUCUAGUUUCACAGUCAAGGCCCGAAGUAAUCCUGCCGACACCAGGAAAGAAACGUGGUCCUGCACACAAUAAAAUGGUUAUUGAUGAUAGAACAAUUUGUGCUAUAAAAGACAUAGUGAACAACUUCUACAAAGAAAAAAAUGAAUUGCCAACAUUAAAAAAAAUAUUGGCUGUAGCAAAAGCAAAUUUCAAUUUCCCAGGCCAAAAGGAAACUCUACGCAAAAUUUUGAGGGAAAAAUGUGGAUAUACAUUUACUAAAUGCGUAAGGAGAAGUGAUAUUUUGAAAGGUAGAAAUGAGGUGGGCUUUUGGAGAGCUCGCAAUGUUAAAACGAAGGAGAAGAAACAGUUUGGUAAAGAUAAAAAAAGGAAAAAGGUUAAAAUUGAAGAUUUAAAUAAAACUAAUUUUGAUAAAAUUGAAAAUUCACAGAGCCAACUUAAUAAAACUAUAAAUGAAUGCAGAGAAAUAGUAUAUGAACAUAGCAAAAUGGUAAAUAGUCAUAGCGAAAUUGUUAACAGACAUAGUGAAAUGGCCAGUGAAAUGGUGAAUAAUUUUAACAAAUUCGAUAACAGACAUAGCGAAAUGGGCAAUGAACAAUGUGAUAAUGUUACUGGUUGUAAUGAAAUUGGAAUUGUUCAUAGUGAAAUUGGAAAUGUACACUGUGGAAUGGCUAAUGAACACAGUGAAAUUGGAAGGUAUACAGUUAAUACAAUGAAAAAUGAACAGAUAGAAUUGAGAAUAGAUAAGCAAUAUGUUGGUGUUGAAAUGUCUAUGGUAGAGUAUUGAUCAAUUUGUUGAAUUAAGUAAAAAAAAAUUGUAAUAUUCUUUCCCAAGGUGGGGACCAAAAUGCCUUAAACACAAACUCAAACUCAAAAUAUUUAUUGCAUAACUGUGUAGACAUGUCAAUGGAUAUUGCCACAUCUUUCUGCAACAUACAUACAUGCAUACAUUUUAAAUCCCUUGCGGGGAAGACAUAGCCGACAGUCUUGAAGGGACUAAAAGGCCACAUUUGGCUAUUAUUUUGCAUUGUAUACAACCAUUGGUUCGAACAUUCUUUGCUGCAUAUCAUCAGGCAUGUUACCUGGUGAAAAAUCUUCCCUUUGGUGGUGGUCAGGUCAGAAACAUCGCAAACUGUUCUAGAAAGUCACAAGCUGUUGCAGUCAUUCACAACAGCAUUCCAUGCUGAGAAUAAGGGAUUGAUCAUGUAACUAGAAACUAAAUGCUUCCACAAUUAAAUUGCUGAAGAUAUAUGGAAAAAAAUAUUGAUGGUUUUAUUUGAGGCCUAAAACCAUAUGGCAGAGGGAAGGCCCUGAAUAUGGAUGAUGACAAGUUGUUAAAACAAUAUUAAUUAGUAAAUAACAUGAUACAUGCAUUUUCUUAAAGUUUCUAAAAGUUCAUUUUAAAAAUAAAUAAAAAAAUAUAACUUUGCCAUCAGUGAAUAAAAAAAAUAUAGAACAACUUUUAAUAACAAAUCCAUAAACGCAAUAAUUAAGGUAGCUUCAUGAUGCGAACAAAAAACUCAGGUGUAACGUCUUACUUGAGUAAUGGUACGUAAGAGGCGUUUUGGAGCCUAUCCCUUAGUCGCCUUAGACAUCCAUGGGAACAAGAUGGGACGUAUUGUAAAACAUCAUAAUAAAUAAGGUUUUGGGAACACACCAUUAUUAAUUUUGUAGCUAAAAUAUGUAGUCUGGAAGAUUUUAAGAAAGAGUGAAUAUUAUAUUAUUUUAAUAUUA
Molecule: messenger RNA, 2095 nt
Organism: Amyelois transitella
Lineage: Eukaryota; Metazoa; Arthropoda; Insecta; Lepidoptera; Pyralidae
Exons: 2
Coding region: 117-1148 (343 amino acids)
Source: RefSeq, a predicted model, not a curated record